Molecule: messenger RNA, 3338 nt
Organism: Habropoda laboriosa
Lineage: Eukaryota; Metazoa; Arthropoda; Insecta; Hymenoptera; Apidae
Gene: cmb
Exons: 18
Coding region: 96-3338 (1080 amino acids)
Biological process (GO): cilium assembly; intraciliary transport involved in cilium assembly; microtubule anchoring at centrosome
Cellular component (GO): ciliary basal body; centriole; centriolar satellite
Source: RefSeq, a predicted model, not a curated record
UCGGCUCUAUAAUAUUUGCAGCGAGGUUAACUGUGAAAAGCCAACGAACAAAGAGAUACUUUUUCAAGAGUGUAACAAUAUUCCGUGCAAAGAACAUGUUGCCGGGUGUUAACGAUGGUCCACGCAACACAGGCACACUUCCAAAAAGCAAUAGAAGAAAUGAUAGAAAUAGGGAACGAUCAGCUGCUAAUCAAUUUGCAAACCGUUCUACUUAUCAUGGACAUGCACAGCACUCUAACAAUUUGUAUCAGUUGGAUUGGAAACCAGUUAGUGAAAGGGAACAUCUAAGGAUAACAAAGGAUAGUAAUACAAAAUCAGUCUCUUCAGUACCAUCCACAUCUUAUCAAGACAUACCUGAAUUUGUAUCAUUUAGUUUUGGACGACCAUAUAAUUACAGUGUAGAGAAAUUUACACAUUGGCAAAAAAUGGUACCACCUACUGACUCCCAAACUCAAUCUCCUCCAAGACUUCAAGGAACAAAACCUUCCAAUGUUGAGAAAAUGCCUGACAGGAGCCAAGUAGAAUCUCGUUUAAAUCAAAUUAGAGAUUAUAUCAGAGAUACAUCAACUAUGAUGGAUACACUUAACCAGUCCAGUGAUCCACGUGCACCAGCUCAAAGUGAGAAGUUAAGUAGAAUGGUGGAGGAUCUUCAAGACAGUGAAAGAAAACUAACUAAACUCUUGGAACAAUAUCAAAAUAGUGGGAUAUUUUGCGAGAAUGGUGAAAACAGUACAGAGGAUGUAGAAGAAAAUGGCGAUGUAAGUAGGGAGAUGCAACUGCGUAAAAAAAUGGAAGAUUCGCAAAGAAAACUUGCUCAACUGCAGGAACAUCAAGCUAGCUUAGUUGGAAUGCAAUUACGUGUUAGAGAAAGAUUGAACGAAGCACGUGAAGCUCAACAAGCUCUUUUACAGCAAGAAAAUCAACCUCCUGUUAGUUUACCUCUACCGCUACCCGUGAAUGUUGAACAACUUGAAUCUGAAGCAGCUGCACUUCGAGGAAAAUUAGCUCAACUUGAAGCAAAGAAAAAAAAUGUGGAUCACCUUGUAGCAGAAUUACAUGCUGUGGAGAUGUCUGAUAGGGGCAGUUGUAGUUCUGAAGGUUCUAGAAGCUUCGGAAGAGACAAAGCAGCUGAAUUAGAAGCUAUGAAAGCACAACUUGCUCAUUUGAAAUCAUUAAUGGAAGAAGCAACACGAGUACGUGAAUGUCUCGAUUCUAACUCGAAUGCCGAAGCGGAGGUAGAUAUGAAUGGUGAAGCUGCAGGUGAUAUGGAUGCAAAUGAAGAUGAAAAUGGAACGAAUAUUUCAUUUGAUCGUCAAAGCGAUACUGAUGACAUUAGUCACGAAAAAAUCAGAAACACUGGAGACAGACCAACUAUUGAAGAAAUUCAGGCUGUCACGCGAGAACUUCGGGAACAAUCAGCUUUGUUACAAACAACUAGGGCAGAAUUACAACGAUUAAAACAACCAUUAACGGCAAUGCAGUCUAAUUCUACAUCUGUGUUUCCAACAUCAACCCCUCCCCCAUCAUUGACAACAUCAUCUUGUUCCGAAAAAAAGCAAAGUAAUAACAGCACUUCUGAGAUUCAGCCUACUCAAGAAAAAAAGCGUCAAAUUGAGGACAUUAUGCGGAAGGACUCAUCUCAAUCAUCUAGUGUCAAUCGUGAUAUGGGUGGGCCAACUGAUUUAAGUAGCCAUCGAAGUUCUAGUUCACAUAUUAGUCAUACAAGCACUCCUGCUAACGUUUGGUCAGCUCCUACAGCGAUAGGAGGAUCUAACAGUCAAAGCGCAGAUAGCGUAUCAGAAAAUUUAAUGGAUAUCGGUCCCCAAACAACGGCAAUUGAAAACGGAUUCAAUGGAAAUUGGUGGACGUAUCCACCGCCUCCGUUAACUCAGUUACAACAUGGUUCAGCUGAGUAUUAUCGACAAUUGCUGUUAGGAUCUCAAGCACAACAACUUCAAAUGAUGGGUACUACAAUACAACAAUGUUGUCAACUCUUAUGGGCUCAACAACGUGAACAGCAAGCUAUGCGCACAGCCAUUAAUCAAUUACAAACUCAUUUGAGACAAAUACAAUUGCAGCAGCGAAACACCAGUGAGAAUAAUGAUGAAUAUUCUAACUUAACCCGUAACAUUCAUCAGCUUGGCGAAACAUUAGAUUCUGCGUUACCACCAAGUUCUUCGCUACCAAAUUUGGUGUCAUUGCCAAACUCUUCUCCUGCAUUAUCUCAUAGUGCAGCAGUGGCUUCUGUUAAUUCUCAACAUCAACAGCAGCAAUUGAAUAAUCAAGUUCCUCCUGGGAAUAGAGCAAACAACUACUGGGACAAUUUCAGAAGUUAUUCCAGACAAAACCUACUCUCAGGAAGUGCAAAAACAAUGACUGAUACUACAUCAGGAGCUGUUGCAAAUGCAACAUCUGGAAAUGCUAUAGCCAGUGUUAAUACUACUCUUAUGAAAGACAAACGCAAUCGGGAUCAAGGAGCUGAUAUGUCUUUACCUUCAUUAAAUGGUGUAGAGACACAGUAUUCUUUAAAUUUGCAAUUACAAUCAAAUUUGCAACAGCAAGAAAGAGAGAACACUGUUGUUCGUAGUAAUAAUUUAACAAAUGAUGUAUCUCAACAACAGGUUGAUAAUCUUUGGGAAGAAGCACAUUCAUCAUUUCGAUUACAAUCAGUAAUAAAUGAUGACAACCCAUUUCAGAAUUUAAGUCUUGAAAUGAAGGAAGCACUAAGUUCACUCAUUUCUGUAAAUAAAAAACGGCCCGACUAUCUAGUGAUGAUAUUAAGGGAAAUCACAGCAAUAAGCGACGAUCAUAGAUUGCGACCUCGUUUAUGGAGAUCGCUGCGUGCUUUACAAGUUACACAAACCUUAAGCAAUCCAUUGAAUGAAAGAACUGAUCUAACUGCCAGCGAAAGUUGUCAAUCUAGUGACGAAGACUCAGAGAUAGAUGUAACAUUAGGUAUGAGUAGAGAUCAUCAAUCUAUAGGAGAAUUAGUUACAUCAUCUCAAGCAGGAACUUCAUCAUCUCCUACUGCACAUGUACCAUUAAUAGAUCAUUUGGAUAUGCCAGAACCAUCUUUAGCUGAUUCUGCAAUUGCUCUCCCUUCAACAUCUAUUAAACCAGGCUACAAUGAAGAUCUGGCUGAAGCAGAUCAAUCAAGACCUGAAUCUUCUGGUAAUCAACAGUCUCUUGAGAAUGAAGAAGAUAAUGAACAAGGUCUAGGUGAAGCAGCUGGUCACACUGUAUUUGCACAAGCAAGAUUUAAUGGUCAAGGAGAUUUAGAAAGUUUAGCUACUAAAACUGAAGAUGAGAGAAAUGAAGACAAUGCAAUGAUAUUUUGA